Meriones unguiculatus (Mongolian gerbil) is the source of this 4052-nucleotide messenger RNA. It is a transcript of the gene Sox12, whose product is annotated as SRY-box transcription factor 12. NCBI's taxonomy places the organism in Eukaryota, Metazoa, Chordata, Mammalia, Rodentia, Muridae. Gene Ontology annotation, biological process: negative regulation of transcription by RNA polymerase II; cell differentiation; positive regulation of transcription by RNA polymerase II. The record is from RefSeq and is a predicted model, not a curated record. Gene Ontology annotation, molecular function: RNA polymerase II cis-regulatory region sequence-specific DNA binding; DNA-binding transcription factor activity, RNA polymerase II-specific. The transcript has a single exon. The coding region runs from base 12 to 956 and encodes 314 amino acids.
GGCCCGGCGCGAUGGUGCAGCAGCGGGGCGCGCGGGCCAAGCGGGACGGCGGGCCGCCGCCCCCGGGGCCCGGGCCGGCCGGCGAGGGGGCGCGCGAGCCCGGCUGGUGCAAGACCCCGAGCGGCCACAUCAAGCGGCCGAUGAACGCGUUCAUGGUGUGGUCGCAGCACGAGCGGCGAAAGAUCAUGGACCAGUGGCCCGACAUGCACAACGCUGAGAUCUCCAAGCGCCUGGGCCGCCGCUGGCAGCUGCUGCAGGACUCGGAGAAGAUCCCGUUCGUGCGGGAGGCGGAGCGGCUGCGCCUCAAGCACAUGGCGGACUACCCGGACUACAAGUACCGGCCUCGCAAGAAGAGCAAGGGGGCGCCCGCCAAGGCGCGGCCCCGCCCCCCCGGAGGCGGCGGUGGCGGCAGCCGGCUGAAAGCCGGGCCACAGCUGCCGGGCCGCGGGGGCCGCCGAGCGACGGGAGGGCCUCUGGGGGGCGGCGCGGCGGCGCCGGAGGACGACGACGAGGACGAAGAGGAGGAGCUGCUGGAAGUACGCCUGCUGGAGACCCCCGGGCGCGAGCUGUGGAGGAUGGUCCCGGCGGGGCGCGCCGCCCGCGGACCCGCAGAGCGCGCGCAGGGGCCAUCCGGCGAGGGGGCGGCCGCCAACGCCGCCUCCCCGACGCUGUCGGAGGACGAGGAGCCCGAGGAAGAGGAGGAGGAGGCGGCUACAGCCGAGGAGGGCGAAGAGGAGACGGUGGCGUCGGGGGAAGAGCCGCUGGGCUUUCUGUCCAGGAUGCCCCCCGGCCCCGCCGGCUUGGACUGCAGCGCCCUGGACCGCGACCCGGACCUGCUGCCCCCUUCGGGCACAUCCCACUUCGAAUUCCCGGACUACUGCACCCCUGAGGUUACCGAGAUGAUCGCAGGGGACUGGCGCCCGUCUAGUAUCGCCGACCUGGUUUUCACCUACUGAGCCCACCGUCAGCGGGGCGCGCACGCCCCCAAACCAGCUGUUUACAUACAGGAAUCAGGUAUUGGGGCCCCUCGGAGGCCGAGGCUGGCACCCCAUCUCCCGCGCAGCCUCCCCCCUCCUAGUCGUGCCCAUCCCCCCCCACAGAUCCAGACAUACCCCUCCCCCGCAGACACACCCCAAGGCAGCCCAACCCCCACCUUCUCCCUGACAUCUAAGCCCCUCCCCAUCCAGUCCUGUCCCGCGUAGCCACCAGCAGCCAGCCCCCCCCUCGGAUACACCUCCUGUUCCUCCUACAUACCUGAACCCCUCCCCCCCACUUUGCACACGCCCCUCCUCGUGGCCGGACGGCACGCCCCUUUGCUCCAGAAUCCCUCCGCCCUCACCCGGGUCUGCCUUGGUGGUUAGGGGGGCGCUGCAGUCUGGCUGUCCGGCGCUUCUCCUAGUCCCCUCCUCUUCUUGGGGGAAGGGCGCCAUCCCUUUCCCCCUGGAUCUCGAGGCCCCACCCCUCAGCUUGAACCAUCCCCUUCUUGCGCAUGCUUGAUGCUUCUUGGAGGGGCCGGUCCCAGUUGAGCUGCAGGCCUCGGUCGCCAACUCCGAAAGGGAGGGGGCGAUUAUAGAGUGAUCUAAGAAAUCCUUUGAUCCCGGAGCCUGUGGCUUCCUCUCAACCCAACGGGGCGUCACUGCCUUAAUGGGAAGCGCACUCAAAGGGAGAGAUAGAAACUAGCUAGCCCUAAACUCUGCAAGUGUCAACCCCUUUUCUAUGAUGGGGUCACCCACGCCCACCACCACCCUCCACCGCGUGACUGCCUUUACAGCCCAUCUUGGUCGCCGGAAACUUCCUUUCCCCAAGUGGGAAUUUGGAAUUCCGUCUUUGUCUGGAAAUCCACCAAGAUGGUAUUGUCCAAGAGAACUCAGAACCAAGACACCUACCAGUCUGGGGACAGAGUUCCUGCUGCCCCCUCAACCCCCCUCCUCGGGAAGCGCCCUAUCAGCUCAGGGCAUCCUCUCUGCCUGGGCUCCUCCCUAAGUCCAUCGCCCUUUCCAGUCACUCUAAUCCAGUCUCAACAGCCACAGCUGCAGUAUUCAGUGGGAGAAACUCAAGCACGUUGUUGCUAGGGUUUAGGACAGGCAUACCAGCAGACAGGGGUGGCAGGAAUGAGGCCCGAGUCUAACCAGUGGCUUGGGAGGCCAGGCCAGGGCGGCCAGGGAUGGUGGCUGAGCCAGCGGACGCGGUGCCCUGCACCCGGUCUGCCCUUGCGGGGAGUGGAGAUGGCACUGCUGUAGUUAGGAGGAAGCUGUGUUGAGAUUAGGUUGCCCUCCAGAGCCCUGCCCGGGUGCCAAGUCCGCUCCACUGGUCUCCCGCUCGAGCCCCGCCCCUCCGGCCUCCUCAUCCUCCCUCUGCCCUCACUACCUGUAUCUCACCGGCGUGUGUUCACCCUCUGGGUCGUUCACACACACUCAUUCACACACACACAAAUCUCAGGAACCAACGGUCCCAGAGUCCUCCUGGGCCCCUGCCCUGGGUCUCGGCAGGUCUCUGCCCCAUGCGUUCCCUUCGCUGACAACGCCACCAGCUGCCUCCUUUAAGCUUGGUGCUCCGGCUCUGGGCCUUUCUUGCGCUCUCUCUCUCUCUCUCUCUUUCUCCUCCAGUUUUCUUUUUUUUUUUCUUUCUUUCUUUUUCCUUUUUUUUUAAGAAAACAAGUAACAAAAAAGACAAUGAAAAAAAAAAAACGGAAUCCGUCAUGUGAGUGAAGAAAUGUCACUGUCUGUGGUCUUUGGAGAACUAGUCUCGUAGCGGAGAGGAGGGGAUCCCUCCUCUGGGGCGCUGGCACCCACAGCAGGACUCGCCAGUCUCAUGCCAGGACUGAAUAAAGUGUAUUUGCCCCGACCUCGCCCUGUGGUUCUGCAUGUGUGUGCUUCUCACCCCUGGCCAGCUUCAAGUGCCUAGAGUAUGGGCAGGGAGAGCUGGAUGUCUCUCUAGGCCUCUCUACCCUCUAGCUCAGGAACCGCUGCCUUCAUUAAAGAUGGCAAACUGGCUUUGACAGUGGCCAGGCAGGCGUAAGUGGGAGGACGGGUGGACGCUGGUGUCAGCAGCAGUGGAAGGGUGACAGCCCACUGGAGCCAAAUAGCCACAUCUUUUUUUUUUUUUUUUUUUCUUUUUCCAAGAUGCAGGAAACAAGUCCUUGCAGUUGCAAAAUAUAAGCCCAUGCAAAUACUUAAGUUUUUGUAGGUCAGGUGAAAGGUGUGCGGGCAGGACUGACCAAAGGGGUCAGUUUUGCUGUUUAAUGAGGAUUAGGAAGCAAGGCUGGGAGAGUGUGCUCAGGGCCCAGCUCCUCGGCAGCUCUGCUGGACAUGUGUCUUGUGAGGUUCACAAUGGUGUUUUCAGAGUGGAACCAUGCUCGAGGUCAGCGGCAUUUAAUGUGGCAUGCUCCAUAAAUCGUGCUGCUUCAUUUCCAGAGUAGGAGGCUGGGGGAGCAUGGAGAGUCAUCUUAGAGUCCCCACCAAACAGCCAGAGCGAAAAGUGCCCUGAGCUGUCCCACGAAUGUGUCGUCCAGUGGGCUUUCACAAGAGCGUGGGCCAAGGUCCCAGCAUACAUGGGCCUCAGUGUAGGCGUUACCAGCGGCAGCAGGCUAUGAGGCUUCUCAGGAGGUUCUAGCUGUUCUUCCGAGGUCCUCUGUACCUUUCCCCUGAAGCUUUGUCUGCCAAUGCUCAGGAAAAGGCCAUUUUCCCUGUAAGUCAAGAUUGGAUGUGGGUCUCAUCAGGGCAUCUUUUCUGCUUCUGAUUGGAAGCAAACGGGAGAAAUCAUGAAGAGGUAGUAGCAUUUAGAAAGGGAGGGCAGGGUAUGUGCUAAACAGAAGUUAGUUCAAGGAAGGGCUUCCUAGGCCAUGGGAUACUGGGGCAGUGAGUGGCCUCCUGCAAGGUCAGCCCUUGACAGACAUGAGCUUGCCCAAGGCCACACCCUUCUCCCUCAUAGGGCUGCCCAGUGUCUAAGCUAGGCUGUUUGAGUGCCUAUGGGGCAGGCUUUGUCAGGCCCCCUGCAGUUUCUUGCCUCUUUUCUCCACAGGUGUUGAUCCUAAUAAACAUCUUACACCCAAA